AUGUGCCGACAUAGGGUAAUCGUGCUGAUAGCUGUUCACUUUAUGGUCAUGGCACAAGGUGCCACCCUGAAUACAGUGCGCCGUUCAGAACCUGAGCUAAGCUUCGUGGAGAACAUUUACGUCAGAUUAUCCGGUGCAUGUAGAGCAAUCAUGGAUUUAAGCCAUAGCGUUUCGCUAACACAAGUAGACAUGAUAAGGACGUUAAAAAUAAUCCAAUUAGAUGGAAGCACAAUGAGAACUUUUCCUAUUAAUGAAGCAUUUGUCAAUUUAACAAAACCGGCCAUGUUCGAUAUCACGAAACAAGUUAAAAUUAUUAUUCAUGGUUACAAAGACAGUUCACAAUCGGCUGUUCCCUUGGAACUUGCAAAAUCGUACAAUUCGAAAGGGAUGUUUAACGUAUUUUUGGUCGAUGCAGAAGACAUGAUGAAUAAACGAUACAUUACUUGCGUUCACAAUGCUCGUCUCAUAGGUAAAAGAUUAGCUAAUUUAUUGGCUAAUUUAGAGAAUUUUGGGGCGAACGCUGAUGAUUUCCAUCUUUUGGGAAUUAGUCUAGGUGCACACAUAGCUGGUUGGGCGGGUAAAUAUUUCCGACUGUAUAAACGGCGCUCUAUAGGACGCAUAACUGGACUAGAUCCUGCAGGGCCAUGUUUUUCACAUGCUUAUAGUGAUCAAAGAUUAGAUAAAAGUGAUGCUCUUUAUGUUGAUGUUUUGCAUUCUAAUAGAUUAGUUCAAGGAAUCAUUGAACCUCUUGGACACGCAGACUUUUAUAUUAACGGUGGUGGGCCUAAUCAACCCGGUUGUAUGAUGCCAUCAUGCAGUCAUUUACGUGCAGCCCAAGUCUACACAGAGAGUGUUACCACACCUAAAUCUUUUGUGGGUAUCAGAUGUCAAAGUUGGAAGCAUUUCGAAGCAAAUGCCUGUGAAAAAGACAUGUAUGCUGUCCUAGGAUAUGGUUCUUCAACAACAUCGAGAGGUUUGUACUACCUAAGAACUUCUGGAAGUCCUCCAUUCGGUCUCGGAAUGGAAGGAACCAAAAUUGUAGGUCCUACAUUUGAAAGUUGGUUACGGACUUUGAAUAUAGCAUAA
Bombyx mandarina (wild silkworm) is the source of this 1086-nucleotide messenger RNA. Its product is annotated as phospholipase A1. Lineage: Eukaryota; Metazoa; Arthropoda; Insecta; Lepidoptera; Bombycidae. Gene Ontology annotation, biological process: lipid catabolic process. Gene Ontology annotation, molecular function: serine hydrolase activity; lipase activity. The record is from RefSeq and is a predicted model, not a curated record.